UAAUUGUGUCCGUCGGCGGAAGCGCGUCUGAAAAAAGCCGGCUCAUCUUCCAAAUGAUUUCCCUUCGAGUUAUUGACCUUGCUUUGUCGCGACAGUAGUGAGUUUGUUUGGGCACCUAAAAUACGGUCGAGAGGCAGCGAUUUUUACGUCGCCUUACGCAUAUUGCAAUUCGCACCGCGAAUCGACGUGUUUGUUUUUCGUAGUUGUUUUUCUUUUUGUUAAAUGGAGGAACUAUGCACUGUGUCUGUGAACAAUAAUAAUGUGGUAAAUUGUGUCUGUAUUGUGUGGUCUUUAUUGAAAAAAAGAUUUUCAAGUAGAAAUUUUGAAGAGAAAACGGACAUUAUUAAUUCUAGUAGACUAAAGGAUCCUAUCAAUUUAGAGACGAAAGAAGAAAAGUUAGCAAAGAAAUUUACCAGGCAUUUUCACGUAGGGUUCUAUGAAAAGUAUGAAUGGUUAACCGGCUGCAAAACUUUAAAAAAAUUGUUUUGCUGGCCCUGCCUACUUUAUAAUAUAGCCGAAAAAACACAUUGGAACUCUGUCGGUAUUACAGACUUGAAUAAUUUUCACAAAAGUGUAAAACGACAUGUAAAUAGCAAAAUAUAAGUGCUACAAUUAAAAAAAAAACAUUCGGGACCUAUCGCAUUGA
This is a messenger RNA of Psylliodes chrysocephalus, 646 nucleotides long. NCBI's taxonomy places the organism in Eukaryota, Metazoa, Arthropoda, Insecta, Coleoptera, Chrysomelidae. The record is from the annotation of a GenBank genome assembly.